Orcinus orca (killer whale) is the source of this 1410-nucleotide messenger RNA. It is a transcript of the gene CETN2, whose product is annotated as centrin 2. Bases 158 to 649 code for a protein of 163 amino acids. Gene Ontology annotation, cellular component: centrosome; centriole. NCBI's taxonomy places the organism in Eukaryota, Metazoa, Chordata, Mammalia, Artiodactyla, Delphinidae. Gene Ontology annotation, biological process: nucleotide-excision repair; centriole replication; mitotic cell cycle. The record is from RefSeq and is a predicted model, not a curated record. Gene Ontology annotation, molecular function: calcium ion binding. The transcript is spliced from 5 exons.
GUGCGUGCCGUCGUCUGGAACCCCGCGUCCAGAGGCUGAGCCCUUCCCAGGCCUUGGCAAGGCCCCGCCGCCUCUCCUGCGCGGUUCUCGGCCUUGGCGCACUCCUUCUUCCUCUGAGAGCUUUCCCGGAAGGGCCUCUAACUUUAAGAAGGCAAACAUGGCAUCAACUGCCCAGCGAAAAAGGAUGAGUCCUAAACCGGAGCUUACUGAAGAGCAGAAACAGGAAAUUCGAGAAGCCUUUGAUCUCUUUGAUGCUGAUGGAACUGGGACAAUUGAUGUUAAGGAACUUAAGGUGGCAAUGAGGGCACUGGGCUUUGAACCCAAGAAAGAAGAGAUCAAGAAAAUGAUAAGUGAAAUCGAUAAGGAAGGGACAGGAAAAAUGAACUUUAGCGACUUUUUGACUGUGAUGACUCAGAAAAUGUCUGAGAAAGAUACCAAAGAAGAAAUCCUGAAAGCUUUCAAGCUCUUCGAUGAUGAUGAAACCGGGAAGAUAUCGUUCAAAAAUCUAAAACGUGUGGCCAAGGAGUUGGGUGAAAACCUCACCGAUGAGGAACUGCAGGAAAUGAUUGAUGAGGCCGAUAGAGAUGGAGAUGGAGAAGUCAAUGAGCACGAGUUCCUGCGCAUCAUGAAGAAGACCAGCCUUUAUUAAGAUCAGUGUCAUCUGUUAUAACGCGAGCACGUAGAACUCGAUUUCGUGCCUGCUGUUGUCUGAAGCCUGGUUUUUGAGAACGUAAAUUAUUUUUCCCCCACUGACCUCUCUGUAUGACUUUAGUAAUAACUCUGAAUCUAUUUUCAACUUUUGAAAGUGUUCUUUGAAACUGAGGUUCUUUGCAAGGUGACCUACUGACUGCUUUAAUUCCCCAGGACAGCACGAGAGCACGUUAGAGUGGAGAAGAGGGUCUUUGAGCUUUUGCACACCUGCUGUUCUGCCUUGUGUCGCUUAACUCUUGUCCCGCAUUCCCACAUUUAUGCCACCGCAGAGCAACUUCUUCACAGGCACACGUUGUACUUGUGUCACCACAAGCAGGGGGCAUCUCUUCAAUGGUUCCAAUUUUAAUUGGCACCUGAGUGCAGCUUUCUCUCUCUCUCUUUUUUUGCGGUACGCGGGCCUCUCACUGUUGUGGCCUCUCCCGUUGCGGAGCACAGGCUCCGGACGCGCAGGCUCAGCGGCCAUGGCUCACGGGCCCAGCCGCUCCGUGGCAUGUGGGAUCUUCCCGGACCGGGGCACGAACCCGUGUCCCCUGCAUCGGCAGGCGGACUCUCAACCACUGCGCCACCAGGGAAGCCUGCAGCUUUCUCUUUUAUAAAACCCAGUGAACUCUCUUACUUGCAUUUGGAUGUGUGUGUGUGUGUGUGUGUGCGCACGCGCGCUAUUUGUUUUGUCUUCAAAUAAAACCUUUCUUAUUUUGA